CAAAAGCCGGCGCGCAGCAAAGGCGGGAUGCUCAGGGCGGCUGAGUCUCGAGAGGUGCGGGUGGAGGCGGGUGGCCGCAGUCCCUGGGCAGCGCCACCUUCUCAGUCCAAGCGGCUCACCUCCUUCCUCAUCCAGGACAUCCUGCGGGACCGCGCGGAGCGGCGCGGGGGACACGCGGGCAGCCCGCAGCACCAGCGCCAGUCGGACCCGAGGAGUGACCCCGCGUCAGACCCGGAGGAAACAGGAGGUCGCGGCGUGGCUCUAGCGGACCCGCCAAAUAUCCGAUCCAGCCCGACGGAGACGCUGGCUGAACGCGAGACAGAUGGGCAUUUCGCGACUUAUCUGUUGGACUGUGAACACACUCCAGGCGAUUUAUCAAGCACCCCCCAGGUCCCCAAGCCGCCUCAGAAGCGCUCCAGGGCUGCUUUCUCUCACACUCAGGUGAUUGAGCUGGAGAGGAAGUUCAGCCAUCAAAAGUACCUGUCUGCCCCUGAAAGGGCUCAUCUGGCCAAGAACCUCAAACUCACGGAGACCCAAGUGAAGAUAUGGUUCCAGAAUAGACGCUAUAAGACCAAGCGAAAACAACUGGCGGAAGACCUGGGGGUCUUGGAGAAGAGCUCACCUCUGUCUCUGCCAGUCCUGAAAGAGGACAGUCUAGCCAGCUCCUCAUUGGUCUCCAUGUACACCAGCUACCCCUGUUACCCGUACCUCUAUUGUCUGGGCAGCUGGCAUCCAACUUUCUGGUAACAACAGUUCAUAUGACAACUUCAUAGAUCAGAAACUGCCUUCCCCGGGAGUGUCUGGGGGAAAAGCAGGAAUGACUGAGGUCAAGGAGAUGGUAACAAGACGUGUGCAGACCCAAAUGGCUGGGGAUUCCUAGGGAAUGUUCCGAUUCUUCUCUGGUGGGGUCAGUGAAAGAGCCCGGGCAGUGGCUAUUUUUAGUAUCUAGUCACAAUUCCAGUUCUGUAGGUCACUGCUCUCUGUUCCCUGUCUGGAGAGGGCCAGACAAGUUCAUCUGAUUCUAGACCUCAGCGUGACUUUGGGUGCAAUGGCUACAUCAUUCCUAAGAAUUCUGUCACUGCAACUCCAUGCUCUCCCAUAACUGAGUAUCACAAAAAGACUAAAGCGAUGGGAAGAAGGACCCCUUAGAAAAGGGUGUCCUCUUGAAUUAAACUUGGGUUAAAAAGUCUCUUGUUGGCCUUGAACAACAGCCAGGGUUUCUCUCUGCCCUUGUAAAAGUGAAGGUAAAUGGAAGAUUUGAAGAAAAAGAAAACACAGACCUUAGCGAUUGAGGCAGGUUGGCAUGGGGCAUAAAGGGGGUGGGGGUAGAAUGUUUGACCUCUUACCCUGUUUGCGGUAGUGAACCAAUUCAAGGAUUUACAGGCAGCCUGAGUGGAGCAGGGUGCACACAGUGAGGGGUUUAAGACAAGCUGUGUAAACAGUUUGCCUGCCAGGGUGGGCCUGGAAACAGGCUCUUCCUGUCCAAGGCAAGGGCCUAGGGGGUUUCCACACUCCAGGUGAGCGCCUCAGUCAUGACUGACUGAAGAAAAGGCCUCUGCCCACCCUUCCUGCCUUCACAGAGAACUUAUCGAGGAGCUUUCAGGUCUGAGUUCACAAUGGGUUAUGCCAGAGGUGCUGUCAUUUUAUAACAAAGGAUCUUCCUUUCUCUCUCUCUCUCUUUCUUUCCUACAGGACAUCUCAGUUCAGGUUUUUAAUCUCUGCAUGCCUAUCUUAUUUAGCUUAAGAUCUGCUCCCCCCACCUCAAGUUUUAUCUUUCCUGGU
Molecule: messenger RNA, 1782 nt
Organism: Mesocricetus auratus (golden hamster)
Lineage: Eukaryota; Metazoa; Chordata; Mammalia; Rodentia; Cricetidae
Gene: Nkx3-1
Product: NK3 homeobox 1
Exons: 2
Coding region: 28-747 (239 amino acids)
Biological process (GO): regulation of transcription by RNA polymerase II; cell differentiation
Cellular component (GO): nucleus
Molecular function (GO): DNA-binding transcription factor activity, RNA polymerase II-specific; RNA polymerase II cis-regulatory region sequence-specific DNA binding
Source: RefSeq, a predicted model, not a curated record